CAGUGAAUUGCACUGUCAUAAACUGCCUACAUGCUCGAGGUCUUCGGCUGAGGUAUUGUCACUCGCUUGCUUGUCAUCUGUUAUUGCGACAUGGACCGUUGAAAAGAACCACCGACACCGUAUCUCUCAUAUUCCCCUUCCGACCAGCGCCUCUUGCUAAGUCUGAAAAUGAGCCUCUUUGGUUCUUCGACUGCGAAUCAGUCACAGCAGGCGAAACCUCCCCUGUUCAGCUUCAAUAACCCUUCCUCCGGUCAAUCGACUACGCAGUCUUCACUAUUUGGACAAUCGCAGACACAGACACAGCCGCAGCAAAGCAAUGCUCCAGGUUUCAGUUUUGGUACCUCCCAAUUGCAACCCACGCAGAGCGGCGGAUUGUUUGGGACCUCCACACAGGCGCAACAGACCGGAAGCCUUUUCGGGACGGCACAGCCUCAACAACAACAACAAGGAGGAGGUCUUUUCGGCGCAUCAAAGCCGCAGAUACAGAGCGGAGGCUUAUUUGGGACUUCGACCCAGCCACAACAGCAGACGGGAGGACUGUUUGGGACCUCGACGCAGGCGCAGCAACAGGCACAACAGCCUCCACAGCGUCCUCUUGAUCAGACCCUACGGUUUGGCUCGUCGCACCAAGGCCAACCCCCAUCACAAUCACUAUGGGAGGAAGGCCGGGGUCUGAACGUCUUCAGGUCGGUACCGGCACAGAUGAACAUUGUCAAAAACAAAUGGGACCCAACAAGUCUCUCGUCUCCUCUGCGGGCAUACCUGUACCAGCACGUCGAGAACGAAACGGAAGCUUUGAAAUACAGACCAGGGCCUGGAGAAGAUGAGGAUAAGUGGGAAGAAGCUGUUUCCAAACGUCCGGGGUCGGAUUGGGUGCCUCUUCUCAUACAAGGAUUCUUCCAGCUAGGUCGAAAGGCCCAAAUACAGAUGGAGGCUAUACAAAGAUGCAAUAUGAUGCUUCAGGAGAUCAACACCUCCCUCGAUGUGCAGCUUGACAAACACCGGCAAAACGUGGCCACGAGACUUGAAGAAAGCAAGAGGCGGCAGUUGGCGACGGCCCGAAGGACGCUAGCAUUGGCUGUGAAGGUACAAAUCUUGCGGAAUCGCGGCUAUGUCAUGGACAAUGCCGAGGAAGAACUGAAGGCCAAGCUUGAGAGCCUGCAGCGGGAAGUGUUCGACCCAAGCUUAAACGCCCGAGAGCAGGAGGUCUGGGCGCGAAUGUUGGGUAUCAGAGAACGAGCGAAGAGACUGAAGAUGGAGAUGGAGAAGCUCGCGCCGGCCGCCAAGGACGAAGAUGGGAUUCUCGAUGAGGAAACGGUCAGAGCUGCAAAGAGGAUGCUGGAAGCACACGACAUACAACUACGACACUUGCAAAAGGAAUUGGACCUUGUACAACAAGGCUUUGAAGAUUGGGAGAAGCUAUCCAAAGACCGGGAUAAUGAUGUCCCUCGGCGCAGAUAAGCUGGAGGGCCUGGUUGGAAGGGAAGCCGUCUUGCUGCGAGAAAGGGUUCCAAGUCUGUCACAUUAGGAGACAAACGAAAACAAUCUUGCAUAGCAGCAUUGCGAUUUGGAAUCGUCGACGAAUCGAGAAAUAUUUGAUGCUCUAUUGUGGCAAAGCAGUGUUCCGCUCGACAUGCUGCUAUUAUUGUACAAAAUCAUAGUGUACAAGAGAUGGGUGUUUCUUGUCUCGUCAACUCAGACUGCAGCAUCUUCUUUUCGGAGCAAGCGUAGUCGCUUCCAUGCCGGGCUUCGUGGAGAAGAGGUUGUUUCGGUGUGGACGUCUAGAAGAGCUUCCGAGCCCAUUCGACAACAUGAGGUGCUGCCACAAGUAUUAGCAAACUGUCCCAAUCGCUGGUUCUGGCUCCGAG
Exophiala xenobiotica is the source of this 1868-nucleotide messenger RNA. RefSeq lists its product as uncharacterized. The coding region runs from base 169 to 1461 and encodes 430 amino acids. The transcript has 2 exons. Gene Ontology annotation, biological process: nuclear pore organization; NLS-bearing protein import into nucleus; protein localization to nuclear inner membrane. Lineage: Eukaryota; Fungi; Ascomycota; Eurotiomycetes; Chaetothyriales; Herpotrichiellaceae. Gene Ontology annotation, cellular component: nuclear pore central transport channel; nuclear pore. The record is from RefSeq and is a predicted model, not a curated record. Gene Ontology annotation, molecular function: structural constituent of nuclear pore.